Molecule: messenger RNA, 1155 nt
Organism: Chondrus crispus (carragheen)
Lineage: Eukaryota; Rhodophyta; Florideophyceae; Gigartinales; Gigartinaceae
Exons: 1
Coding region: 1-1155 (384 amino acids)
Source: RefSeq, a predicted model, not a curated record
AUGCCCUCGCUCUUCCCCCCUCUUACCACCCCCACCUUUCCCCAUUGUCUCCUCCUCCCCCUCACCUUUGCCCACCCUCCUCUCCUCCCUUUCCUUUUGGGCGCGUCCGUCCUGCAUGCCUUUCCCACCGCCUCCGUCCUUCUCCGUAUCCUCCUACUUUCCCUCUUUCUCGACGGCCACACCCUGGCAACCGCCGCCCCUGACCUAGCACUUUCCUCCCGCCUCCCGCCGCUACACUUCGACCCGCGCCGCACCUCUGGCCUUCUCCAACUCGCCGUCGUCGCCGUCCUUCCGCUCGUCGUCUUUCUUCCCGGCGCGCCACGCCGUCGCGUUGCCCUUUUCCCCGGAGCAUCAUCACCUCAUCGCAUACAGCCAGCCCAUGCCACCGCCCUCGCCGCUUUUCUAGCCCUUCUUGCCCUGUUCACCACCGUCCUUGAAUUCCCGCCGCCCUUCCCGCACGCGCAGCCCCAUCGUUUCUUCCCCGCCAACCCCGUCGCCGACUACCUCGUCUCCUUCUUCCGUGACCUCCUGCCGUUGCGGCUGUCGGUCUCCCGCCCCGCCGCCCUGUUCAAUCUGCGCAGAGCCCUAUACAACUUCUUGCUCGUCCCCUCGGGCUUGCCUUUCGAUGCGCUCGGCGUACAGCGCGCGCUUGCGGCAGCUGUCAUGGCCUUGAUUGGCGCAAUUAACGAAAGCGCCUAUUUGCACGACGAUGACUGGCUCGACGCCACCACGUCGGUCGCGGGCGUCACGGCGGCUUGCGCCAUGUUUUUCGGCAUGGAAAUGGAGGGCGUGAGCGGCAGAGUAGCUAGUGUAGUUUUCAUGAUGCUCGCCAUGCGCACUGCGAGGAGUGUGGGCGGGGUGAAGUUCUGGAGGGACUUGCUAAGGCCGCUGGCCGCCGUAGGAGCCCAUUUACCAUGGGUAUGGGUCGUCCUGGAGUACAGGUUUGUCGAGCUCGCUUUGGAUGCGGUAAGGACUAACGGGAAUGGCUCGCUGCUGGACGUUAUCAGGGGGCUUUGUGAGGUUCUAGGGGGAGGAGACGGCGCAUCAGCCGAAGUCUUGUGGUCGAUGGUUAAGUGUCUUGUAAUUGUCGUUGGAGCGUCGACAUGGGAGAGAGGAUCCUAUGAAUCAGGAUUGGAUGUUGAUGAUGUCGAAUGA